CUCUCUAAAUUUCAACUGUCCAGAAGUUCCUCACUCACUCUCUCUCUCUCUCUAAAUUUUACGCGCACGCUCUCUCUCUCUCUAAAUUUUACUCACACUCUCUCUCUAAAUUUCAACUGUCCAGAAGUUCCUCACUCUCUCUCUCUCUCUCUCUAAAUUUCAAUUCUCCAGGAGGUCUUCACUCUCUCUCUAACUCUAAAUUUUAAUCUAAAUUUCACGCAGAGAAAGAAACAGUGAAGUGUCCAUGAAUUUUCUAUUUCCCAAAGUUGUCUUCUUUAUUAUGGAGUACACAGAGUCAUGGCCAAAACCAUAUACCACCUUGUACAACCAGCACCGUGGUUUUAGACGAGCUUUUACAAUUCCUCUUUGAAUGAAAGCAACACGCUCGGAAACUUCAAUUGAUCGGAGAGACAGUUGAUAAAAACCCUAGAUCAUCUGGUGUAUCAAGGACCAUAGUUUAUUUUAUACUUUACUUGGCCUCCAUUUGAAUGAAUCAAAGCUUGUUCUGCAGCUUCCAUUUAUGCACGGUUCUUGAUUGAUCGGAAAAGACUCUGUUUUUCGAAUAUCAACUUCCAUUUGUGCACAAUACUGGAUUGAAAAGCUUUGAGUGAUCGGAAAAAUCUCUGUUUUUUUUUUGGAGAUCGUUUUUCCUGUGAUCAUAAGGUUAGACCCGAAGGAGAACAGAGAGGGUCGGGUUUAAUGGGGAAAUAUCAGCCGAAGAUUGAGACCGGCGAAGGGGGAUAUGUCUUGGAAGAUGUUCCUCAUUUGACUGAUUACAUUCCUCAUUUACCUACAUAUCAGAAUCCUUUGCAGCACAAUCCAUCAUAUUCAGUAGUCACGCAGUAUUUUGUUAAUGUUGAUGACACCGUCACCCAAAAGAUUGUUGUACAUAAGAAUAGCCCGAGAGGAACACAUUUCCGACGUGCAGGUCCUAGGGAAAAAGUUUAUUUUGAGCCAGACGAAGUGAGUGCCUGCAUUGUGACAUGUGGAGGCCUAUGCCCCGGUGUCAACACUGUGAUUAGAGAAAUAGUAUGUGGCUUAUACCACAUGUAUGGAGUCACCAAUGUCCUCGGGAUUGAGGCAGGAUAUAAGGGAUUCUAUUCCCGUAAUACCAUUCCUUUGACACCGAAGUUUGUUAAUGAUAUUCAUAAACGUGGUGGAACCAUUAUUGGCACAUCCCGAGGUGGCCAUGAUACCUCUAAGAUUGUUGAUAGUAUUCAGGACAGGGGGAUUAAUCAGGUCUACAUAAUUGGAGGAGAUGGAACCCAGAAAGGAGCAGCUUGUAUAUUUGAGGAAAUCCUGAAACGUGGGAUCAAAGUUGCAGUUGCCGGAAUUCCUAAGACUAUUGAUAAUGAUAUUCCGGUUAUUGACAAGUCUUUUGGUUUUGACACUGCUGUUGAAGAAGCUCAGCGUGCCAUUAAUGCAGCACAUGUUGAAGCCGAAAGUGUUGAGAAUGGUGUUGGGGUCGUGAAGCUUAUGGGUCGUUAUAGCGGGUUCAUUGCAAUGUAUGCUACCCUUGCCAGCCGAGAUGUGGAUUGUUGUCUGAUUCCAGAAUCACCCUUCUAUCUAGAAGGAGAAGGCGGACUCUUUGAAUAUAUUGGGAAGAGGUUGAAAGAGAAUGGACACAUGGUGAUUGUUGUGGCUGAAGGUGCUGGACAAGAGCUUGUCGCAGAAAGCAUUCGGGAAAUGGGAAAGCAAGAUGCAUCAGGAAACCGGCUGCUACUUGAUGUUGGACUAUGGUUAUCUGAAAAGAUCAAGGAUCAUUUUACACGGAAGAUGGUGAUAAAUCUCAAGUACAUAGAUCCAACUUAUAUGAUUCGUGCCAUUCCAAGUAAUGCAUCAGAUAAUGUGUAUUGCACCCUGCUGGCUCACAGCGCUGUGCAUGGUGCUAUGGCUGGAUACACUGGUUUUACUGUUGGGCCUGUUAAUGGAAGACAUGCAUAUAUACCUUUCUACCGCGUAACUGAGACACAAAACAAGGUGGUGAUAACAGAUCGAAUGUGGGCACGGCUGCUGUCCUCUACAAACCAACCGAGCUUCUUGACCUCCAAAGACCACGCCUCGACUCCAUUGUUAGAAGAUACACAUGAUGUGCAUGGUGAGGUCAUUGAAGAAGCAGUUUGUGGUAACAAUUCACAGUAAGUGGGCGACAUGAUGAUCCCUUUGUCAUAAUAAAAUCGUUUUGUUCAUGUAUGAUAGGUCAUAGUUUUUCCUUCUUUCAUCCUUCUUUUUAAACUUUCAACCCUGUGGGCUCUCUCCUCGUGUAUUUAUUUUGCUGAAAUUUGGGUUUCCCUGAUGUAUUUUUCUCUCUCCUGAAUGUCAAGGGUGAGUUUUCAUUAAUCUAUGCUGAUAAAACUCUAGAAGUA
Messenger RNA from Amborella trichopoda, 2366 nucleotides. RefSeq names its product ATP-dependent 6-phosphofructokinase 6. Gene Ontology annotation, biological process: glycolytic process; fructose 6-phosphate metabolic process. The record is from RefSeq and is a predicted model, not a curated record. NCBI's taxonomy places the organism in Eukaryota, Viridiplantae, Streptophyta, Magnoliopsida, Amborellales, Amborellaceae. Gene Ontology annotation, molecular function: ATP binding; 6-phosphofructokinase activity.